GAAUGAAUAUUUCUAGAUAGAAAAUGAUUUAUUCCGGCAGUAGUAGGAGCUCCAGUAACCUUCUUCAGCCCUAUUAUACACCCGCCAGAUCUCAAUCAAGCCAGGGAUACUCUUCAGACUAUAGAUUUCCUUUACCCGACCAACAACAGGAGGUUUUGCCAACUACGUUAAUGAGCUCGCUGAAUAAUCUUGUAAAUGAGAUCUCUGAAAGAUUAGAUAACACGACACUUUUAGAGUGCAAACGAGAGAAGAGAUCUUGUUCAAUCAGUUCAUUUCUGCUUAAUCCGAAUUCGUUGGCAUCUACCAAUACUUCACCCACACCAUCACCCAGGUCAGUUUACGUAUUGGGAGAUUGUUCUGGGCAGAGUUCAGUCGGAUCUACAUUUUUCUCCCCUGGGCAUGGUCUAAGUCCUGCACCCUCUCCCUGUAGCACACCUAGACCAACUAGAUCCAGUCUCAGUUCUCCCUGUGGCCCUAAAGGCCGCCAACGAAGGGUGCGAAGCAUCGCUGGUUCAGAAAGAAAACUUUCAGAUCAGAAUACAGACACAGACGACAUUCUUUAUUCUCUAGGAUUUAAUCCAAAGUUAUAUCAGAAGAACCCGGAGGAACAAGAGGAAAAGUUUCCAGAAAAUCAUUUGGGAAGGAUAUUCUAUAAUCUCAGUUAUGAGGUGGACAAGGAGACCCUAUCUGUCAGAAUUAUCAAUAUCAAGAAUCUUCCAAACAAUCCUAAAGAGUUCGGUAAAAUCUACAAGAGUUAUCUAGCUGUCUGCUUACUUCCAGACGAGCGAAGCGAGAGAAAAGUUUACCAAGCAGUUGAUAAUUUCAG
This is a messenger RNA of Eurytemora carolleeae, 826 nucleotides long. RefSeq lists its product as uncharacterized. Gene Ontology annotation, molecular function: syntaxin binding; calcium ion binding; calcium-dependent phospholipid binding. The record is from RefSeq and is a predicted model, not a curated record. The annotation marks the transcript as partial. Lineage: Eukaryota; Metazoa; Arthropoda; Copepoda; Calanoida; Temoridae. Gene Ontology annotation, biological process: regulation of calcium ion-dependent exocytosis; regulation of dopamine secretion; calcium-ion regulated exocytosis. The transcript is spliced from 12 exons.